UCUGGCUUUCUUCGCCCUCUUUCUCUCUGUCUCUCUCUCUCCGCUUGAAGGUCUCUCUUAGGCGGGAAUAAUGCCCUGGAUAUUUUCUUCUCUCUGCUUGUAAAUGCUUCUUUGCUUCAUGAUCGAGCGAAUUAAAUAAGCUCUUUUUUCGAUUAGAGAGCUUCUCGUCCUGCUUAACAUCUCUCACCUCUGUAUAUUUGAUGGAGAAUGAACAGGUGAACGGUGUUUACAAUCUUCUCAUCCAAGAACAGGUAUGUGAUGGUGUGAAGGAAAUAGAUUGUGGAAUGUCAAGCUUGGUGGUGUCUGAAAAUCAUGGGUUUUGUGCGAUCUGCUUGGAGAAGAUAGCACUUGAAGAGACUGCUCUUGUAAAAGAUUGCGAGCAUGCUUACUGUGUGACAUGCAUCCUUAGAUGGGCCACAUACAACCAGAAACCAUUCUGCCCUCAAUGCAAGUGUCCGUUUGAGUUUCUCAAUGUUCAUAGAGCACUGGAUGGAAGAAUCCAUGAUUACAUGUUUGAGGAGAGUGUCUGUCUUCUUCUUAGAGCAACUUGGUUCGUGCCAUUGAAAGUGGAGGCUCAGAAAGAGGUGUAUGAUGAAUUGGAAGAUAUUUACCAGUAUUUAGAGGAGGAUGACGACGAAAAUGACGAUGAAGAUCUCGAAGCAGCUUACUAUACCAGUACAAAUCUUCGUAUUGGUAACCGGAGGUGGGGUGAUAAUGGAUAUGUUAGGGCUGGGCGAAAAGAAGCAAGGCCUGUCCACCGAGAAUUUCAGGACCAUGAUGCUGGUCCAUCACGUGGUCCGAAGAAAAAAGAGGUGUUGGUAAACGAUUCAACUGGAAGACGAGCAAAGAGGGCAUUGAAGCGUGAAGCUGCAGAUAAAGCAGCUGCAGCAAAACAUCAGCAACACUUGGUAAGGUUAGGACGCAAGUAGUGCAAGAAACCUCACUAAUGUUUAAACAGUAGGUCAUUGUACAGGAUUUCCCUUAGAUUAGCUUUGUGAAAUAAUGAUUUAGUAGAUACUUCUGCAGUAACUUUGUUCAAUCAUUGAAAUUUAAAAUUUCUAUAGAAAUUGUUCUGUUUACAAA
This is a messenger RNA of Macadamia integrifolia, 1083 nucleotides long. RefSeq lists its product as uncharacterized. The transcript is spliced from 4 exons. NCBI's taxonomy places the organism in Eukaryota, Viridiplantae, Streptophyta, Magnoliopsida, Proteales, Proteaceae. The record is from RefSeq and is a predicted model, not a curated record. Bases 201 to 929 code for a protein of 242 amino acids.